Nicrophorus vespilloides is the source of this 1980-nucleotide messenger RNA. RefSeq names its product protein transport protein Sec61 subunit alpha (gene Sec61alpha). Lineage: Eukaryota; Metazoa; Arthropoda; Insecta; Coleoptera; Silphidae. The record is from RefSeq and is a predicted model, not a curated record. The coding region runs from base 226 to 1656 and encodes 476 amino acids. Gene Ontology annotation, biological process: SRP-dependent cotranslational protein targeting to membrane, translocation; post-translational protein targeting to membrane, translocation. Gene Ontology annotation, cellular component: membrane; Sec61 translocon complex. The transcript has 4 exons. Gene Ontology annotation, molecular function: transmembrane protein transporter activity; signal sequence receptor activity; ribosome binding.
CAUCACCGGUCACGUGAUAGCUACAGAGUGCUACGUGUACGUGUCGUGUCAGUCGGACAAGCCAAAUAUUCGAAAGUACCGUAAAGUGUGGAUGUGUGCGGGCCAUUCCACGACCCACCAUCAAAGAGACAAGUGUUUCCCCACAUAUUUUGGACCGCAUCCAAGGAACCGUAUAGCGGGCAUCUGUGAUCCAGUCAAUAGGAAGUCUUCAGAAAACCCACCACGAUGGGCAUCAAAUUCCUGGAGGUGAUAAAGCCCUUCUGCAGUAUACUGCCAGAAAUCGCUAAACCCGAAAGAAAGAUCCAAUUCAGGGAAAAGGUAUUAUGGACUGCAAUCACUCUGUUCAUCUUCUUGGUUUGUUGUCAAAUCCCACUGUUUGGUAUCAUGAGCUCAGACUCUGCAGAUCCUUUCUACUGGAUCCGUGUUAUUCUGGCCUCAAACAGGGGUACACUCAUGGAACUGGGUAUCUCUCCAAUCGUAACAUCUGGUCUUAUCAUGCAACUGUUGGCUGGCGCUAAGAUUAUCGAAGUCGGUGAUACGCCAAAGGACAGGGCUUUAUUCAACGGAGCUCAAAAAUUAUUCGGAAUGGUGAUCACUGUCGGCCAAGCCAUUGUCUACGUAAUGACUGGAAUGUACGGAGACCCAGCCGAGAUCGGCGCUGGCGUCUGCUUGUUGAUCAUCAUCCAGCUGUUCGUCGCUGGUUUGAUCGUGCUGCUUCUCGAUGAGUUGCUGCAAAAGGGCUACGGUUUGGGAUCUGGUAUUUCCUUGUUCAUUGCCACCAACAUCUGCGAAACCAUCAUCUGGAAGGCGUUCUCUCCUGCCACUGUUAAUACUGGCAGAGGAACCGAAUUCGAAGGCGCCGUGAUCGCCUUGUUCCACCUUCUGACUACCCGCCAAGACAAAGUGCGCGCUCUCAGGGAAGCCUUCUACAGGCAAAACUUGCCCAACUUGAUGAACCUCCUCGCCACCAUCCUCGUCUUUGCUAUAGUGAUAUACUUCCAAGGCUUCCGUGUUGACCUACCAAUCAAGAGCGCCAGGUACCGUGGCCAAUACUCCAGCUACCCAAUCAAACUUUUCUACACCUCAAACAUCCCGAUCAUCCUGCAAUCCGCCUUGGUUUCCAAUCUGUACGUGAUCUCGCAAAUGCUGGCCGUUAAGUUCCAAGGGAACUUCAUCAUCAACCUUCUCGGUGUUUGGGCCGAUGUCGGCGGCGGCGGUCCAGCUAGGUCUUACCCUAUCGGCGGUCUCUGCUACUAUCUGAGUCCACCGGAAAGCGUCGGACACAUCCUCGAGGAUCCCGUCCACGCUGUCCUCUACAUCACCUUCAUGUUGGGCUCCUGCGCUUUCUUCUCCAAGACCUGGAUUGAGGUCUCUGGAUCUUCAUCGAAGGACGUAGCUAAGCAACUCAAGGAACAGCAGAUGGUGAUGCGCGGACACAGGGACAACUCCAUGAUCCGCGAAUUAGACAGAUACAUCCCAACUGCCGCUGCCUUUGGCGGUCUCUGUAUCGGAGCACUCUCCGUACUCGCCGACUUCAUGGGAGCCAUCGGUUCCGGAACUGGUAUCCUCCUCGCCGUCACAAUCAUCUAUCAAUACUUCGAGAUCUUCGUCAAGGAGCAAAGUGAAAUGGGCAGUAUGGGAGCAUUACUAUUUUAAGUUUUUUUUUGUUAAUUAUUUAUCUAUUUUUUUAACGUAAUGAAAUCGAAAUAUUAUGAGAGCUUAUCUUAAGCUUGACUGAUAUUGUGAUUAGAAAUAUUGAUUACUUUCGAAGACGCGAUUGAUUUCAAUCCCUACUCCCAUCCCAUAAACAAUCAUUCAUUUUUUUUUUCUUUUUCCUCUUUUCUUUAACUACUAAGGAUACAAAAGUGAUCAAUAUUUUUACUUAGUUAAAAUUUUUCAAAGACGGACUACUCGUAAAGGAUGGUCGUACACGAAGUUUUGUACUAAAAUAAUAAAAGAAAACUUUAUAAAAAAAAAUAA